This is a messenger RNA of Cuscuta epithymum, 693 nucleotides long. NCBI's taxonomy places the organism in Eukaryota, Viridiplantae, Streptophyta, Magnoliopsida, Solanales, Convolvulaceae. The record is from the annotation of a GenBank genome assembly.
AUUGUCAAACACCAAGAUAGAUCAAGAAAAAGUUCAUCUCCACCACACACCAUCCACCAUCCUCUUUAGGAGCUAGAAUGGACAACAGAAGAUUAAACAAGCUCUACCAAACAGGCGUAGUGAUCAAGCAGAUAGUGAAGAGAUGUUCCAGCCUAGGCAAAAAACAUCAUGGCUACAACAACGACGAUGAACUCCCUCUUGACGUACCCAAAGGACACUUCGUGGUCUACGUCGGAGAAAACCGGAGUAGGUACAUUGUCCCCAUCUCCUUCUUGGCCCGGCCCGAGUUCCAGCGGCUUCUCCACCGGGCCGAGGAGGUUUUCGGGUUUGACCAUGACAUGGGGGGCCUCACCAUUCCCUGCGACGAACACGUGUUCCAAUCGCUGACGUCCAUGCUUCGAUAAAGUAUAUGAUCCGACGGCCGGAGAUAGAUGUUGAUGGAGCUGCGAUGUGAGGAUGGUGAUUAUCCUAUCCGAUCCGAUCCUCAUCAUAAUAUAGUCCAGGCAGGAAAUUAAUAGCCAGCUCUGAUAGAUUAUUACGAGUAUAAUUUUUUUUUAUUAAUUACUAAUUGUUUUUUACUGACUGGAGUUGGGUUUUAAUCCUCUCUCGAAGAAAUAAAAAAAAAAAAAAGAAAAAAAAAACAAACCUGCCGAGUAUUUCGCAAGUUGUAAAGUUUGAAAGGAUUUAAUUUCC